UACUGGCGUUGACUGUAACCAACGUUCCGUUGAAACACGGAAGCUUUGUCUUCUUGAUCAAGGCACACCUGAUGAUCCAUCACCUCCCGCCUUAAAAGCCCUCGUAAGAGUUCACAUUUCUCUCUGCCAUUUUCCUCUUCUUGAUAAGUUCAUUUUCUUCUCUCUGCAUCAAAUCCUUGCUUCUGCGAAUGAGUUUCCUCAGACCUUCUUCACUUUAUCACUUUCUGCUCGCAUACCCUUCACUUAAAUGGAUGCCAUGCCAGAUCUGGGGGUUCCUUCGAUGGCCAGGUAUUGAUGGGUUCUUGAGACUUUUGGUGCUUGUGCUCUUAUGGUCCACCUUCUCCCAGCUUGUCUUUAUACCAUCUUAUUCCAUGUACCCUACGCUUCGUGUUGGUGAUCGAGUCCUUGUCGAAAAGGCCUCGUAUUACAUCAGAAGUCCUGCAAUAGGUGAUAUUGUAACAUUUCGAGCUCCUUUACGGCUUCUUAAUAUGCAACCUGGAUUUCGGAACCAAGAUGUUUUGAUUAAGAGAAUUGUUGCCAGAGCUGGAGAUUCUAUUGAGGUUCGUGGUGGAUUGCUCUAUCUCAAUGGAGUUGCUCAACGGGAAGAUUUUGUAGCAGAGAAACCAGCAUAUACAUUAGACUUAACCUAUGUUCCUAAAGGCCAUGUCUUCGUAUUAGGGGACAACCGAAACAAUAGCUACGACUCCCAUGAUUGGGGACCUCUUCCUGUUAAAAAUGUUGUUGGAAGAUAUGUUAUGUGUUGCUACAGACCUUCAAACAGGCGAAAGUAAAUAGGAGAAAUUGUUUGUAAAUCACAUGGCUAUAAGUAGGAAUUGAUUGAUUGAUCUCUUAAAGGAACAUAACAUGUAAUUGUUUAUUGGUUAUUUUGUAUCUUAAGUUGACAUGAGAAAUUAUUUGAUUCAAAUUAUGUAUUAACUUUUUUCCAUUAAUAUUCAAGUGAUUGACUGGUGCGCGACAUUCCCAAGAGACAGCAUUGUUGAAACGGCACUGCAUUUCUCAUACGACAAAUAGCCUCGCCUUUGUUUAUAGACCAAUGCUAUCCCAGAAUGGCUUACAUAGUUGGCAUGCUAGGAAAUGUGUAGAAUGUGGUAAAUGGACCAAUGUAGAUGUGCCUGUUAAUACGGCAUAUCAGCAUCAAAAACAAUCCUUCAACAA
Molecule: messenger RNA, 1176 nt
Organism: Carica papaya (papaya)
Lineage: Eukaryota; Viridiplantae; Streptophyta; Magnoliopsida; Brassicales; Caricaceae
Product: thylakoidal processing peptidase 1, chloroplastic-like
Biological process (GO): thylakoid membrane organization
Cellular component (GO): chloroplast thylakoid membrane
Molecular function (GO): serine-type endopeptidase activity
Source: RefSeq, a predicted model, not a curated record